UACGAGAGAAAACACCGAGUCUUUGUAUAAAGUCUUUGUAUAAAAUUGAAACUUUUGAUCACUUUAAUAUGGCAAAAGAGCUUCUAUCCUUUACCGAUCUUGUUUGGCUCGACAGCAGUCCUGAUUCAGUCCGACAGGCUUUUUCGAAACAAUAUGGAAAAACGCCAGACGGCAUUGCUCUCAAUCAUGAAACUUAUUAUAAUGCCGUGACACCAGCAAUUACUGAGCAAUAUGGUCACUACUGCUAUAAAAGAACUGGAGAAACCACAGUUACAUCUCAAGAACUAUCUGAUUCAGCAGAUGCUAAUCUUGGAUCUACUUUCGCAGUAAACAAAGGUGAUACACCAGUAACACUAACAAUGAGCGUUACAGGGAGAUGGAGUGAAUUAACAUCUUGGACUACAUGUUCUGAAACUGGAGUAAGAAUGUCAACUGAAUUUGGCGUUGAAGGAGUUUUCAAAACUGGUCAAACAUUUUCUAUUUCUAUGAAAACAGAAAGUUCAGGUUCAAACUCUCUAGAAAAAUCCGCAACAUCACAAGUUCAAGUAACAGUUCCUCCGCAUUCCAAAGUUAGUGUGAGCAUGAUCGGUAAAAUGAAAAAAGAAAAAGUUACUUUUGAGGUUCCAGUUACUGUUGAUGGAAGCUUUGGCGCUAAUUAUAACAAACAAGUUCAAGGUCAUUACUUUUGGUUCAUUGGUGCCGGACAAGCUCUUUCAAAGACAACGGGUGUCAUUAAAGGUACGAUUGAUCACGCUAACGUUUUUGACGUAACAACGGAAGUUGGGCAAAGUCAACCUUUAUAAAUAUAUUUUGUUAUAAAUUUUACAUGAGAAGAUUAUCUUUAUACUUAAUUUAUAUAUUUAACAAUAUUAGCAAAGAAAUUAAGUAGAUAUAUACACUAAAGUAUUUGUUUUCUU
Hydra vulgaris (swiftwater hydra) is the source of this 917-nucleotide messenger RNA. RefSeq names its product hydralysin-like. The record is from RefSeq and is a predicted model, not a curated record. NCBI's taxonomy places the organism in Eukaryota, Metazoa, Cnidaria, Hydrozoa, Anthoathecata, Hydridae.